AUGACCAUCCAUUUUUUCCGAAGGCGCGCCAUUUUUUUUCUCUCUUCUCUCCCGCGAAGGCUCACUUUUAUUUUUAUUCCUCAAAAACUCUGUCCUGUUAUUUUCCUCCUCGAAGACUCUGUCCUGUUAUUUUCCUCCUCGAAGACUCUGUCCCGUUAUUUUCCUCCUCGAAGACUCUGUCCCGUUAUUUUCCUCCUCGAAGACUCUGUCCCGUUAUUUUCCUCCUCGAAGACUCUGUCCCGUUAUUUUCCUCCUCGAAGACUCUGUCCCGUUAUUUUCCUCCUCGAAGACUCUGUCCCGUUAUUUUCCUCCUCGAAGACUCUGUCCCGUUAUUUUUUUCUCCUCGAAGACUCUGUCCCGUUAUUUUCCUCCUCGAAGACUCUGUCCUGUUAUUUUCCUCCUCGAAGACUCUGUCCCGUUAUUUUCCUCCUCGAAGACUCUGUCCCGUUAUUUUCCUCCUCGAAGACUCUGUCCCGUUAUUUUCCUCCUCGAAGACUCUGUCCCGUUAUUUUCCUCCUCGAAGACUCUGUCCUGUUAUUUUCCUCCUCGAAGACUCUGUCCUGUUAUUUUCCUCCUCGAAGACUCUGUCCUGUUAUUUUCCUCCUCGAAGACUCUGUCCCGUUAUUUUCCUCCUCGAAGACUCUGUCCCGUUAUUUUCCUCCUCGAAGACUCUGUCCCGUUAUUUUUCCUCCUCGAAGACUCUGUCCCGUUAUUUUCCUCCUCGAAGACUCUGUCCCGUUAUUUUCCUCCUCGAAGACUCUGUCCGUUAUUUUCCUCCUCGAAGACUCUGUCCCGUUAUUUUCCUCCUCGAAGACUCUGUCCCGUUAUUUUCCUCCUCGAAGACUCUGUCCCGUUAUUUUCCUCCUCGAAGACUCUGUCCUGUUAUUUUCCUCCUCGAAGACUCUGUCCUGUUAUUUUUUCCUCCUCGAAUUUUCUGACUCUGUCCCGUUAUUUUCCUCCUCGAAGACUCUGUCCCGUUAUUUUCCCUCCCUCGUCCGUUAUUUUCCUUCGAAGACUCUGUCCUCUGUCACUCUUUAG
Molecule: messenger RNA, 1038 nt
Organism: Acanthosepion pharaonis
Lineage: Eukaryota; Metazoa; Mollusca; Cephalopoda; Sepiida; Sepiidae
Source: the annotation of a GenBank genome assembly